Symsagittifera roscoffensis is the source of this 447-nucleotide messenger RNA. RefSeq lists its product as uncharacterized. Bases 36 to 362 code for a protein of 108 amino acids. The transcript has 3 exons. The record is from RefSeq and is a predicted model, not a curated record. NCBI's taxonomy places the organism in Eukaryota, Metazoa, Xenacoelomorpha, Acoela, Convolutidae.
GCGUGUGCAAUGUGCCCCCCUACGGGAGUGACGCUAUGGACGGGUACAGACACUAUGCUGGAGGUCACUUUGAUAGAUAUUGCCCGGAUUACUACUACACUGGAUCUACUCUGAUGCAACACAAUCACAACACUUCAUGUCAUGGAGUGGGUUACUCGCACGGACACUCACACCACGGAUUACUGCACCAUCACAACUCACUAGGCUGCCCAGAAGAAAUCUGCCACAGUUCCUAUUGUGGUGACUCACAUCACAUGAAGGCCGUCUGCAGGAGGCGUCCGAGGAACUACACCUUCCUCAUCGGCAUUCUCCAGAACAUCCACGCCGAGUUUGGAAGUCUCCUAUCCAGGUGUGGCUGCUAGAUGUCUAAAGAAACUCUUCUUUUUAUAAAUGAUUUCACUUGAAUUUGUAUCUUGGUAUCCGAAACCUGUAAUAAAAAUAUUUAAA